Molecule: messenger RNA, 2017 nt
Organism: Chelmon rostratus (copperband butterflyfish)
Lineage: Eukaryota; Metazoa; Chordata; Actinopteri; Chaetodontiformes; Chaetodontidae
Exons: 5
Coding region: 110-982 (290 amino acids)
Source: RefSeq, a predicted model, not a curated record
UCCACCGCCAAAUUCAAACAGUGAAAGAAAGAAAACACAGCAACAAGCAGCUGAGACAGUGAAGACAGACCAUUCUCACAGCUGGUAUUUUAAGGAAAGCUCAGUCGGCAUGGCGUCUUCAGUGAUGGAUGGAGUUGGUAAAGCUGUGGUGGGAGUCUGGCGGGCACACACAGCCCUGGAUGAGUCAGAUGGGGCAGAGAGCUCCCCAGAAGCCCCAGACCGUUUCCGCAAGAUGCGCUCCUCGUCUUCACUCAACUCUCUGCGAAUGUCUUUGCGCAAGCGGCUCCCGCUGCGCUCUAUCCAGACCAACUCCCUCCCAGAGAAUCCGACUUGGGAAACCACGAAGGAGCAACCAAAACCCAACGCAGUCCGGAAACUUACUCGAAGUGCUCGCAACUCCAUCACUGGAGUCUAUCAGAGACUACAGAGGACAAGAGAGUUUUCACAUGAGGAAUGUUUGGUAGAGACCCCAGGUCGAACAUGUGAUGGAGAAGAAGCUGGUGCAUCAACUUCUCGCACCCCAGGGCGCACACCUGGCCGAGCUGCCACGCCCAGACGCACACCCAGAUCAGCAGUCACACCUGGGCGCACCCCAGGCUCAAGGGGACGAAGGACUCCUGAGGCUGGCGUGCGAGGGGUGAAGACAGGAGGCGGCAGGAGACAGUUGGUCCGCAUGGCUGCAUUACGAAGUCCCUUUGCCUCCCCCAACACACAGAACCAGAGACUAAAGUUUGACCGAGAUUUGGAAUCCGUGUCCAGUGGACUCAGGAGGCUGAAACAUCUGUCCAGGGCCUUUGAUGAUAUAAUUGGCAGGGAUGACAGAACCAGUAGGAGGGAACACUCCGGAGGAGCAGUGAUGAGAAGGUUGGACCCCAGCGGUAAACUCAGCCGCUCAAACCUCUCGCGUCGAGCCACGCACCUCUCAAACACACUGGGAGGUUGGGCACACACAGCAGUGACUGCUGUUCGCAAACCCAACUGACCAACAUGCAUGUGUGUAUGUAAAACACAGGACCUUUUGUAGCCAUGUUUCACAUUUAUCAUUAUUGACGGAUUACUGUUACAUUUACAUGUACUGUUGUCAAUAUACUGGGAGACUGUUACAUGGCAGCUUGUCUUAUUUUUUACCUAUACUGUGUGUAAUUAGCGACGUUCACGUAUUUCAUGUGUGUUUACACAUCUCAGGUUAGCUAGUUGUGGGUAAAAUAUCCUCAUUGUAGCUACCAAAGAGAUUUCUGUAUUGUGGUAUAUGUACCUGUCAUAGCUGCUGCAACCAAAUGUCUUUAGUUGCAUAUUCAAAAUACUAAUAUUGUAGUUUGUAUUCUCACUCUCUGCAUAGAAAGUCAUAGCUAGUUUCUGAAAUUUACCUUAAAAGAAAUGCUGCACAUGACCAAAAUUGUAUCUGAUGAAACACUAACACUAAAUUCACUGACGGAGAGGAGAUGCAUUUUCCUCUAUUUUACAAGUAUGCAAUAGUAUUAACUAACAUUUGUUAUGUUUUUUUUAAAACGUCAUUUGAUCUAGCCAAAUUAUAAAAUGUUUUUUCUAUGAAAGGGGACUUUUUAUAUUCAGCUCAGGCAGGAUUUGAUUGGGAUUUUUUUUCUUUGGGAAUUUUUUCUUUCUGAAGCAGUCAGCACUUUUAAUGGGCUGUGGAUGAUUCAUGCACCAACACUGGAUGCAUAAAUCAUUUCAUGAUGUGAUGGGGGGGAAGAAGUAAAGACUCAUUACCUGAUGACAACGAUAAUGAUGUUGUAAAGCCAUAUCCAGCAGAUUAUUAGCGUGGUGACUGUCAAACAAAAAGCCUCCAAUGAAGCAAAACACUCAUCUCCUCUGUCUUUCCAGUGUAUUGGUACCCACUUAGCUGCAGUAAUGACAGAAAGGGAGACAAUGUGCCUAAAUGUGAAAAAAAAUAUCUCACUAUAAAAGCUGUAAGUUUCAACAACCCAAGUGUCUUGUCUUUUUUAUGAUUAAUAUCAUUGCAACAUAUGGUUAUUGUAAUUUGAGCUGUUUGUAUCAU